This is a messenger RNA of Anopheles bellator, 1131 nucleotides long. RefSeq names its product calexcitin-1 (gene Scp2). NCBI's taxonomy places the organism in Eukaryota, Metazoa, Arthropoda, Insecta, Diptera, Culicidae. Gene Ontology annotation, molecular function: calcium ion binding. The transcript has 7 exons. Bases 366 to 923 code for a protein of 185 amino acids. The record is from RefSeq and is a predicted model, not a curated record.
ACGAUUUGUAUAGUUCUGCACUUCUUCUACGUUAGCGCUCCUCCCAAGCAUAUUUCACUGUCCUGCGUCUUAAAGUUCUAAUAUUCUGUGCGUUUGGCUGUGCGUUUUGUCUUGCCUGUGUACUACCUGUUCGCUUUGCCAAACUAUUAACGUGAUACAGUUCGGUUUCACUAACGUGUGGUAUAAUUGCGAUCAUUUUGCAGAUCGAAGUGUUGCUUUCGUUGCCCUCUGUUUGCCGUAUAAGCAAGCCAUAGUGUAAUUGUUUUCUUCGCCAGCCAACAGUCCUUAAACGAACUUUUCGUCCAUAAAGAUCAGCUCUACAGGCGAUCGCACUUCAGAUAUCACUAGAAACCUCAGCUUUUAACAUGUCUCCUAUCUCAGAAUUCCGUAAAAAGAAGUUGUUGUAUGUGUUCAACGUGUUCUUCGACGUCAACCAGAGUGGUGAAAUCGAUCGCAAGGACUUUGAAUUGGCCAUCAAGAAAAUCUGUGAACUUCGAGGAUGGCCUGCCGGCAAUCCGAAAAAUGUUGAAACGCACGACAGUAUGUUUAAGGUCUGGGAAGGACUACGCUCCAAGGCUGACAAGGACAACGAUGGACAAGUCUCCGUAGACGAGUGGUGCAAUAUGUGGGAUGCGUACGCAAAAGACCCAAGUACGGUUAUGGAUUGGCAGCUGAGAUACAUGAACUUCAUGUUCGACCUGGAGGAUGCCUCGCAUGACGGUACCAUCGAUGGUGACGAAUUUUCUAUCGUUUGCUCGAGCUACGGUGUAGACAAGAAUGAGUGCCAAGAGGCAUUUAAAAAGAUGUCCAAAGGAGCUGUUGAGGUCAAUCGUGAUGAAUUCGCCGAAUUGUGGCGCGAAUACUUCUCUUCGGACGACCCAGCUUCACCGGGAAAUUUCAUCUUCGGCAAAACUUCAUUUUAACGCAGCUGUCAUAUGUAAUAAAGAUGACGAUUACUGGUUAUGGUGAUUAUGGUGAAACAACAUCGUCAGUUUUAGUUACAGGCACUAGAAAUAGCUCUCCUUCUAACGCUGUAUUUUACUUGUUAUUCUCUGUUAGUGUUUUUUUGUUGUUGUUGGGCAAGAACAACAUACAAUAACAAAAUAAAAAAACGAUCGUAACAAAAAAAAA